AACAACAGUCAAACGUAAGCACUUGGAAACAUCUGUGCUGUAAUAUAGAAAUUAGUUAAAUUAUUACAAAAUUGCCUCCUAAACCAAGAUGCUAGAUUUAUUCAGCAUUUUCAGUAAAGGUGGGAUUGUACUAUGGUGUUUCCAAAGCACCAGUGAUAUUUUUACGCCUUCUGUUAACGCUUUAAUCCGUAGUGUUAUUUUGCAGGAGCGAACAGGGAACAAUACUUUCAACCACAAUGCUCUAACGCUGCAGUACAAGCUCGACAAUGAGUUUGAACUGGUUUUUGUGGUGGCAUAUCAGCGUAUACUUCAAUUGUCAUACGUGGAUAAGUUCCUUAAUGACAUCCAUCUGGAAUUUAGAGAUAAGUACAAAAAUGAGUUGCAGGGAGCGCAGCAUAUCAUGGACUUUGACUUCAAGACAACAUUUGACAAGAUUCUCAAAGGAUGUGAAGUAUGGGCUAAGUCACAAGCUAAGAUUCCAAAACAAAUGAGAACAUUUGAAGAUUCCCAGAAGUCCAAAAAGACUGUUGCUUCAAUGAUUGAGCGUAAGGGAGAAGAAAAGAGUAAAAAGUCAGUAAAAAUAGUUGAAACAAAGAUCAAUAGUAAUGGGAAAGUUGAGGAGUCCCCAGAGACAGAUGAAGAUGUGAUAGCUGCCAACCGUGCCAAGUUAGCGCAGAAGCUUGCAUCCAAGAAUAAGAAGGAAACUAAGAAGUCGCCAAAAGUGACGAAGUCGCCUGUGGCGGAGGAGCGCGUGAAGCAGCCGCGCGUGUGGGCGCUGGGCGGCGGCGCGCGCGACCUGCCCGCGCUGGACUUCAGCACCGACCGGCCCGAGGACGCCGACCACCGGAUCAACGCCGACACACAGUUGGUCGGGCAAAUGACCGGCGCUAUCCGCGACCUAGAGGUGGAAUCCGAGGAGAGCAGCGAAGACGAGGAGUACGACGCCAAGCCCAGCCCCAAGAAGUCGGGGGGCAUGUUCAGCAUUUUCAAGGGUCUAGUCGGGUCCAAGGCCCUGACUGAGGAAAGCAUGCGUCCAGUUCUAGACAAGAUGCGUGAUCACCUGAUCGCUAAGAAUGUCGCCGCUGACAUCGCCAACAAGUUGUGCGACUCGGUGGCCAGCAAGUUGGAAGGAAAGGUGCUAGGAACAUUCGACAGCGUGGCCAAAACAAUCAAGACUACCCUCACGGAGUCCCUGGUUCAGAUCCUGUCGCCAAAACGUCGCGUGGACAUCCUCCGGGACUGCAUGCACGCCAAGCAGCAGGGCCGGCCUUAUGUUAUGGCCUUUUGUGGGGUGAACGGCGUAGGCAAAUCGACGAACCUGGCGAAGAUCUGCUUCUGGCUGAUAGAGAACGACAUGUCGGUGCUGAUCGCGGCGUGCGACACGUUCCGCGCCGGCGCCGUGGAGCAGCUGCGCACGCACACGCGCCACCUCAACGCGCUGCACCCGGACGCGAGGCACGGCGGAAGGAAGAUGGUGCAUUUGUAUGAGAAGGGAUAUGGCAAAGACGCCGCCGGCAUUGCUAUGGAAGCUAUAAAGUUCGCGUCAGACAGCAAGAUUGACGUGGUGCUGGUGGACACGGCGGGCCGCAUGCAGGACAACGAGCCGCUGAUGAGGGCGCUGGCCAAGCUCAUCAAGGUCAACGAGCCUGACAUGGUGCUGUUUGUGGGGGAAGCCUUGGUCGGGAACGAGGCUGUCGAUCAGCUGGUCAAAUUUAAUCAGGCGCUGGCAGACCACAGCUCCUCGACGAACCCCCACAUGAUCGACGGAAUAGUGCUGACCAAGUUCGACACAAUCGACGAUAAAGUCGGCGCGGCGAUAUCGAUGACGUACAUCACUGGCCAGCCCAUAGUAUUCGUCGGCACCGGACAGACUUACACGGAUCUGAAGGCACUCAAUGCGAACGCCGUAGUCCAUGCUCUGAUGAAGUAAUUCUGAAUGUGUUGUAUAUGCCAGGAUUUGUAAUUAUUUCAGAUAUAAAAAGGUAGGUUUGAAAGUAGUAUUUUUUUUUAUUUUGUUUGGGGUCGGUGUUACAAAAGUUUUUUGAUGAAAAUCGCUAAUAGAAAAGUAUGUAUGUUUGUGUCUGUAAUGUACUUACAAAGAAUAUAAAAAGUACCAAAUGUAUAGAGUAUAUUUUUCAGUCUGUUUUUUUUAUAUUAUUCACAUUGACAAUACUUUACUUUUAUUAUCUGGCAUAUACAAUAUUAGAUAAAUAUAUUAUUAAACUUUAAUUAUUUGCCCUAAGUAUUUCGACCGUAUUGUAUUUCUUUACCUAUUAAUAUUUACUGUUUAUUCAUGUAAUAGUAUAACUGUAAUCUUAAACUAAACUUAUUAUUUCAAACACGUUCUAAUACAAAGCAACGAAAUAGACACAUUCAGUUAUUUUUUGAUAUUUUAUUUGAUCUUUAAACAUUGUUAUCGUGAAAUAAUCAUGGUUAUGUGUCCUCGGCAACUUUUCAAUAUAAUUUAUUGUUUCUCUUAAUAAAUAUUAUUCUACUCGUAUCACAUAUGAUUUUUAUUCCAAUAUAAAGUUACAGGGAUUUGGGUUUUUUUAAAUGUAUUUUUUUAUAUAUUGUAGCGAUUGUUACUGUGUCAUAUAGUUUAGUCAUUAUUGCGUACUAUCAUCAUAAUAUUCGCUUUCAGUAAAGUUCAUUCCAUACAAAUCUGAGGUACAAUCUGAAAGACAGUGUCAACCAUCUUAUAGUAAGUCGCAUCGGCAAAAUUCAAUGGCGCAGAAUAGCGCAACCAACCGCCGAAUGAAAACUCAAUAAAAUAAUGACCUUAUCAAAAGUACAUUAGACUUAAAAUGCAAAAACAACAUUUCUUCUGCUAUCUCGCUCAUAAUAGCGGUUCGCGGGUUCAACUGGUCAAUUUGAGUUUUGCUUGCUUUAUCGCUUCCGCAUGUAAAAAAAAAUAAACCCAAAACUUCAUAGAAAUAAUAACAGACUUAUGAUUUUGUUGGUCGACAUUAUUGAAGCAAGACUUAAGAUUCAUGCGCAUCACUUGUAAGUUUACCUUUUGAUCCAACUGUCUUUUUGCAUCGACCACAUUGUGCCUUUCCCGCUUUGCCGAGCGGUAAAAUGAAACAAAAUAUCCACUGCCCGAUGUAGCCUUCACAGAUGAUACGCUCAAUCUUGAUGAGUAUUUUUUAGGUAAUUAGGUACUAAAAUAAAGGUAAACAUUCUUGACACGUCUUUUUUAUUGAUAAAUACUUUCAAAAAUUUUAGUCUUAAAAAAAAAUAGCAAAAAGAAAUGACAGACAUUAUAAUGAAUUAGUUUUGCUGUUAACCAUACCUUAUUUUAGACAUGACACAUGUAUUUUCAGCAAAAAGACGUAUCAAGAGUGUUUACUUUCAAACAAUUGGUUCAUAAAUUUUAAUAACCACUAACCACCUAAUGCCUUCACAGAUAAUAGAGUUCGCCCGUAUGUACUUAGAUAUAUUCUGUAAUGUAAAACCACAUCACUUCAGUUGUUUCUCUGAGCCGCGGCUCAAAUUAGGGUUUGUAACCGUCACACUAUGGUCAUUUUGUAAAGAUACCUAUUUAACUCUAAAGGUUUAGUAAACCAGUCUUCACUUUGUGUUCACUUUACCUUAUAACGUCAAUGCCCUUAUCAAUCCAUGUAAUGCUCUGAAAAAUAUUAUGUAUUGUCAUAAGUAUAGUCUUAAUUUUAUCCGUUGAAUAAUCUGUUAUGUAUUUAUAAAUAAACUUUAAUUAUAUCUACAGCGUUAACAUUGAUAAAUUUAAUACAAUUGUUUCAUAUUACAGUUGGUUCAGCAUGUUGUAUUUUAUUUCUAUUUGUUAAUUGAGCAGACACGAUUUUCUUUAAUAAAAAGCGAAUUAUA
Messenger RNA from Amyelois transitella, 3843 nucleotides. It is a transcript of the gene SrpRalpha, whose product is annotated as signal recognition particle receptor subunit alpha homolog. Gene Ontology annotation, biological process: SRP-dependent cotranslational protein targeting to membrane. The record is from RefSeq and is a predicted model, not a curated record. Gene Ontology annotation, molecular function: signal recognition particle binding; GTPase activity; GTP binding. Bases 89 to 1930 code for a protein of 613 amino acids. The transcript has 11 exons. Gene Ontology annotation, cellular component: endoplasmic reticulum membrane; signal recognition particle receptor complex. Lineage: Eukaryota; Metazoa; Arthropoda; Insecta; Lepidoptera; Pyralidae.